Messenger RNA from Thalassophryne amazonica, 3775 nucleotides. It is a transcript of the gene clec16a, whose product is annotated as C-type lectin domain containing 16A. Gene Ontology annotation, cellular component: late endosome; endolysosome membrane. The transcript has 24 exons. Bases 135 to 3542 code for a protein of 1135 amino acids. Lineage: Eukaryota; Metazoa; Chordata; Actinopteri; Batrachoidiformes; Batrachoididae. Gene Ontology annotation, biological process: endosomal transport; endosome to lysosome transport; regulation of autophagosome maturation. The record is from RefSeq and is a predicted model, not a curated record.
ACAGCCUGCUUUUUGCCGAAUCCUAGUAUGUUUGCUAACUAGCUGAGUGUUGGUGUAUGUACAGAUGCGGAGGAGAACGAAACGCAGAGAUAUAACGCACCUGCGGAACCAGCAGCACCCGUAAAGCGAAAACAAUGUUCGGCCGGUCCCGGAGCUGGGUCGGAGGACAAGGGAAAACGAAAAACAUCCACUCACUGGAUCAUCUCAAGUACAUGUACCAUGUGCUGACCAAAAACACCACAGUGACGGACCACAACAGAAACCUCCUUGUGGAAACCAUCCGCUCCAUCACAGAGAUCCUCAUCUGGGGAGACCAGAAUGACAGUUCUGUGUUUGACUUCUUCCUGGAGAAGAACAUGUUUGCCUUCUUCCUCAACAUUCUUCGUCAGAAGUCUGGACGCUAUGUGUGUGUGCAGCUCCUUCAGACGCUCAACAUACUGUUUGAAAACAUCAGCCAUGAGACGUCACUGUAUUACCUGCUCUCCAACAACCACGUGAACUCCAUCAUCGUCCACAAGUUUGACUUCUCGGACGAGGAGAUCAUGGCCUACUAUAUCUCCUUCCUCAAGACUCUGUCACUUAAACUGAACAACCACACUGUGCAUUUCUUCUACAAUGAGCACACUAAUGACUUUGCCCUGUACACCGAAGCCAUUAAGUUUUUCAACCACCCUGAAAGCAUGGUCCGCAUUGCAGUCCGCACCAUCACGCUCAACGUCUACAAAGUUUCAUUGGACAACCAGCACAUGCUACAUUAUAUCCGAGAUAAGACGGCUGUGCCAUAUUUCAGCAACCUGGUCUGGUUUAUCGGCAGCCAUGUCAUCGAACUGGACAAAUGUGUGCAGACUGAUGAAGAACAUAAAAAUAGAGGGAAGUUAAGUGACCUGGUAGCGGAGCAUCUUGACCACCUUCACUACUUGAACGACAUCCUCAUCAUCAACUGUGAAUUCCUGAAUGACGUUUUGACUGACCACCUCCUCAACCGCCUGUUCCUGCCGCUCUAUGUCUACUCUCUGGUCAGUUCUGAGAUGUCUGAAGAGCGAAAGAUCAACCCUCAGGUGUCCUUGUACCUGCUGUCUCAAGUGUUUCUCAUCAUCCAUUAUCAGCCUCUGGUUGAUGCCCUGGCUGACGUAAUCCUCAAUGGAGACCUGUCUGUUUUCACACCACAGACAGAUAUACACAGCACACACAAGAACAUGGCCAGUACAGGAGGUGUACGUCGGUUCACCAAACCCCCGGAGUCUCUGGAGCGCUCUCUGGAGUUGUCCCGCCAUCGGGGUCGAAAGAGAACCCAAAAGAGGCCAAACUACAAAAACCUGGGAGAAGAGGAGGACGAUGAAAGGGCAGGGGGAGGCGGGAGCAGCGGAGGAGGUGGAGAGGAGUGCUGGGACGAGAAUGGCAGAGGAGAGAGGGAUGGAGGUCGAGAGAGGGAGAAGGGAAAAGGUACAGAGGGAGGAGGAGGAGGUGGGAGCUCUAAGGGAAGCAGAGCGAGUGGGGAGACAGCGGAAGAGAUUGAGAUGGUGGUGAUGGAGAAGUGUAAAGUGUCCGAGCUGACGGAACAGAACAUUACAGAUGAGGAAAAAACGGCAGCAGCCGCCGCCACCCGGGGACACGCACACAGGAGCAGGCCGUUCUUAGACAUGGUUUACAGCGCUCUAGACUGCACUGAUGACGACUACCACGCCUUGUUCGUCCUCUGUCUGCUUUAUGCCGUCUCGCACAGCAGAGGUAUAAAACGAGAUCUGUUAGAGCGUCUUCAGUUACCGGUUCCUGACCAGGAGAGGAGUUCCUACAGCCUGGUGCUGGUGGAGAGGCUCAUCAGAGUCAUGAGCCAGGCAGCACAGCCAGACAGUAAAGUGCGUCUGGCCACCUUGGAGCUGAACUGCCUUUUGCUGAAGCAGUCUGUGCUGUCUGAAAGCUGUUGCAUAAUCAAAGACGUCCACUUGGCCUGCCUAGAGGGUGCAAGAGAAGAAAGUCUGCUUUUGCUGAGGAGAUUCUACAAGGGGGAGGAGAUCUUUCUGGACAUGUUUGAAGAUGAAUACAGGAGCAUGACGAGUAAGCCCCUGAAUGUGGAGUACCUAAUGAUGGAUGCCUCAGUGCUCCUGCCUCCCACUGGCACCCCACUGACUGGCAUCGACUUCGUUAAGAGACUUCCCUGUGGAGACGUGGAGAAGACACGCAGGGCCAUCCGUGUGUUUUUCAUGCUGCGGUCAUUGUCACUUCAACUUCAGGGAGAACCUGAGACCCAGCUCCCUCUGACUAGACCUGAAGACCUCAUCAAGACAGAUGACGUCUUAGACCUCAAUAAUAGCGACUUAAUAGCCUGCAUGGUGGUCAGUAAAGAUGGUAUUCAAGCCCAGAGGUUCCUUGCUGUAGAUAUCUACCAGAUGAGUCUUGUGGAACCAGAAACCAAACGCCUUGGGUGGGGGGUUGUCAAGUUUGCUGGACUUCUGCAAGAUAUGCAGGUGUCUGGUGUAGAGGACGACAGCCGAGCACUAAAUAUUGUCAUCCAUAAACCCAGCUCCAACCCCCAUGCCAAGCCGCUGCCCAUCCUGCAGGCCAACUUCAUCUUUGCCGACCACAUCCGGUGCAUCAUCGCCAAACAGAGACUGGCCAAAGGCCGCAUCCAGGCCCGACGUAUGAAGAUGCAGAGAAUUGCAGCUCUGUUGGACCUGCCUGUGCAGCCCAGUGCAACAGAUGUUUUGGGCUUUGGUCAAACAACCAGUGCUUUGCCCAGCGGCCUGCCGUUCCGAUUCUAUGAACAGUCGAGACGUGCGCCCAAUGACCCCACAGCCAACAGAUCGGUUUUUGCCUCUGUUGACAAAGUUCCAGGUUUUGCGGUGGCUCACUGCAUGUCACAGCACAGUCCCUCCCCCCUGUCUUCCCCGUCGCCUCCCUCCAGUGGGAGUGGCAGCACAGGAAGAUGUGACUCUGUCACUGCAAGUACGAUAUCAGCACAGAGCCCCGCAGAUGAAGGGACAUUUUUGGAACACACUCCUCCCUCCUCCUCAGGUGGAGAAGGUGACAGAGGAGGAGGUGAAGUAUCCCUGGUCUCCUCUGCCCCCACAGUUUCCGCUUCGGCCUUGGCCCCAAGCCUCACCCCAGCCUCUCAGCCUACCAUCUCACUUCUGACUGACAGUAACGCUGACAGGCUCAGCGUGGAGUCGCUCACGCUGCUGCCGCCCGCUGAAUCGCCACACCUGCAUCCCUGCUCUGCACACGCAUCUGUCACGCGCUUCCGCCAAAAACCAGACGCCUCCAUCCUGGAGGAGGACGAGAAGGACGAAGAUGAAAACUCAAGAGAAGAGAAGGAGGAUGUGACAAUAGGAGAGGAAACAGCAGGGACAGAGUUGGACGUACCUGAGCACACAGAGGGGGCGGAGCCUGUUGAUAAAGACAAUUCCACAUUCGUGGAGUUUGAAAGAAAUGGAGCUGCAAAGCUGCUGGAUAGAGUUCACUUGACAACAGCAGAGUCUGAAGAGAUGACUGAAGUCUCAGAGAUCCAGCCUGAAACGGCAUCAGACUCACCUGAACUGGAUUAAGCACCACACACACACACACACACACACACACACACACACACACACACACACACACACACACACACACACACACACACACACACACAGCUCUCAGUAACAUGUAGACACACAGCUAUCAGCGCCACCGGUGUAAAAAAUUCUGCAGUGUUAAAAUUCAUCUUGAAACAUAUCAAGAAUAAAACUGCAAUGUUUUGAGAACAAAAAAUGUACCUAAACAAGCGUAAAAUCAUAAU